AGAAAAAAAACUCAAAUCAGCACCAUUCAUUCACGCAAAGUCUGCACCAACAGGAAGCAACAAGACUCUAUGCAUGGCAGGAGGAAGUGUUGGUAGAUAGGACGGUAUCAAAGUAGCUCACCCCAUCUUCCUGAGGCUCUACAUACAGCUCAUCGCCGAUCCUGGACAGAGAAUGGACCGCUUUGGCCAACACUAGACGUGCGUAAGAUCUGAGGAACGCUGCCGUGCACCGUCUCUCCUCCCAACAUCGGUGAUAUAAAUGGUUGCUGAAGAAGAGGAGUGACCAACCUUUGUGCAUCGAAACAUUUGGUGAAAGAGAAAGAGAGUUUCAAAAGGACACGGAGGCGAAAGUCAGGAACUGUUACAUGUUGGACUCUUUGUGCCAAGACAACAGAAAAGGAGAUUUCUGCUGGAGUUUUGAGGAUCAUAAAGUUGUGGAGGCAGCAUGACAGUGAAACAUCCAUAAGUGCAAGCAGGGAGAGAACUUCUAUCAUAGAAAGUUAAACUUGAAGAGGAGGACCUGCCUUUAUAAUUGCAAUGACAAACUUUUAGAACAAUGGAGAAAGACUGGAACAUUCAAAAAGAGGACGGCAGUCACCGCAGGAGUCUUCCUAACAAAACUUGGACAAAAGGGCUGACAUGAUUUACAUGCGGGGAAUUUCUUCUGUCAUGCUUUCCAGCCCCUUCUUGGAGCAACUCGUCACAUCACUGUGUGGAAUCUAUCCCUGUUUUUGUUCUGUAGUGUUCGCAACUGUUUCUGUGACUUCUGGAUUUGGUACGUUGCAGUUUUGCUCCUAGAUGUCUCAGCCACAUAAUCCAACAGACCCUCAGGCCUUGGUGCAGUCCAUGCUGCAGAGACUGAAGCUGCAGCCGGGCAGAGAGGGCCAGGCGCAUCUGCACUCACCUGCACCUGUCACAACUGCUGAAAGUGGAGCAUCCAACCUCCAGAAAGUGAGCAAUGACUUCAAGUUUGGUACUAAUGGUAUCCCCUCAAAAGAGUUUGGCAACUCUGCUGCGGACAGUAAGUUUGGCUUCAAAGGUGGUAAAAUACAGCAACCAGAUCAUGGCAGUGAAGUGGACAGGGGUCUGAUUUCCUUCCACUCCCAGAAAGACAACACUGAUGGUGAGGACAGGGUGGGACAGGCCACACAGCCUGGGAUCACCCCAACAGGAACAGGGCAGCUGUUUCCUACUAAAUCACUUAAGGAUGCUGAUAUCACUUCCUUUGAGAGGACUGAUGGGGAAAGAGUGAGUUUUGGCAGUUCAGCAACGACAGCUCAAACCCCUCAAAAUACAGACACUGUCUCAAGCAUAGGGCAGAAUCAGAAGCCGGACCAGGGCUUUACACCCAGAGUCUACGCCUGGUCCUUGAAACGCACCGACUCAGGAAGUGAAGAGAAUCAAGUGGUGCAUAUGGGAAAUGGAGGAUCUGCAGGUUUGACACAAGAUGCACAGGCUGUCUUAAGUAGCCAAAACACAACAAACAGCGACUCGAGGAGAAAACAGAGAUCGUCUGAGAAUAAGACAAGAAGAUGGACGCAGAAGAUUAAGGAGCGAUGGAGGGACAGACCAGGGAGCUUUGGCAAAAAGGGGAAAGAAGAAGGAGGGACAGCAGGGCAGGAAAAUGGGCAAAGCACUGAAAUUUCAUCCCCAAACCAGGCAUCAACAGCCGAAAAUCUCAUCAACACAUCAAAUAAGGAUGGAGAAAGGAGCCUCUCUUCAAUGGACAGCAGUGGUCCCAGCAGAACAGAGGACAGCACUGAUGCACAUGUCAGAUCUACAAGUGACUUUGACUUUGGCCUCGGGUCAUUCAGCCUACUGGAGGAGAUUGUCAUGGGUCAAGAGUGGGCUAAGUUCCUAAACCCCAACCUUUCAGCCCCCUCUGCAAAUCACACACCAUCAGAACAGCCGCUGAGCCAAGCAAAAAUCCAACCAAAUCCUCAAGAUAGUAACCAGUCACCUGGGUUUUUGAACCAAUUCAGAGGUGGGAGCAACCGGUGGAGCUUCAGGAAUACAGAAUCAUCACCGGCACCCGUCUUCAGCAGGACACAAACAUCGCCUGAGGCUUUCUCACCUGUCAGCAUGGACGUUUCAGAAGGACGACAACAACAACAGCAACAGUGGGCUCACAGAGAGGCUGACCAUUCAGAACCAAUGGAGGACGGUCAUAACCAAUCAGACAUGCAGUCUGGAGGGAGCGGACCUCAGCAACCUAGAACUCCAUCAUUUACACAGCCAGCAGAAAAUCUGCACAACUCGGCCUCGAAGAGCAGAGUUCCCUCCAACAGGAAGAGACAGCAUCAGUCAGCUGAGAGGCAAGAGGGCCAAGGCCUUCAGACUGACAAAACAAGAGACAGAGAAAUGGCAGACAGAGGAGGCUCCAUGUCUUCAGUGAGCCCAACCAGCAGCCACAUGAUGAAUGAAGCAGGGCCGUCACAACAUAAUGACAUCAUACCUCUAUACAGUCUAAACUCCCCAUCCUUUCCGAAACCUGUUGCUCCUGCGCCCCGGGGUGUCCUCAAACACUCCAUAUCCCAGGAUUUAGAGCCCUCCAUGGAGACUGUGACAAAAAGGAGACGAGUUGAGGAGAACCGCCGCGUUCGCUUUUUAGAGGAGGUGGUGACCAUAGAGCCUCCGGACCUGGAUCUGGAUGCCACAGACUCAGAGGAGGAUUCGGGAGCAGAGGAAGACUCUGUGACGGAGCAGGAGUGUGACGUGGAGCCAGCAGCGAUGGAGGAGGUGGCUCCAGCCCGUCGGCCGGCUCUCCCCGCCUGGAUACGAGCUCUGAAGAGGAAGAACACGGGGAGGAAGCACAGACAGUGACUGUAAACCCAUAACAAGGAGCAUCACAGACUUGUUUUUCUCAUUCUAAAUGACAAAAAAAAAAUACAAAUAAAAAUAGGCGAGAUAGUCUCAAAAGUAGAUUCCGCUGACAGUAUUUUAAAGAGUGACAUUUUCAGAUUAUUUUUUUUCAUCUCAUCUACAAUAUAUGAUUUUUAGUCUUAAAUACCAACUGAUACCAAGCUAAGACAAGUAAUUUCUGCACAGAGCAAGCUUCCUCAACGACUCCUCGUUCCACUUCACACACUGCUUUGUUGAGCAGCAAAUAUUUGAGGAGAAAAAGAUCUGACUGGCAUCUCAGACUUUUCCAGCUGCAACAGAGGUUCAAAUGGACUAUGAUGUUUAAGCAUCACCUAUCAUUUUAAUUUAACUGUUUGUUUUGUUUGUCCGUCCUCUCCUCUCUGCCUGAAGACUGGAUUAGACGCUGCUGUGACACAACAGCUCCAUGUACUACAAGAGUUUAGUGGAUUUGGUUGCUGGAGUAGAUAUUCUUCUACCAUCUCUUCCAGCUGUUGUCGGAGAUAUUGUGCAUCUUCCUCCUUGAGUUUCACACUGGACAGCAGCAGACUACUAACUGUUGUGCUGUCUGUGUCACAGACUCACUCCCCCAUAUCCUGUCUCUUGUUAAUGGCUCCCUGUCCGGCCAUCAUGAAAAUUAACCCCAGAGGAAGAAAGAUAUGCGAGUUGGCGCUGAAGUAGUGGUCGAACACAAUCAGUAGUUUCUCCUCAGCCAUUUGCUUGCUGGGGUCAGAGAGAAGCAUCUGAGCGCCAGAGUAUUGUUUUUUUUUUUUUUAACUGUCAUCAUUAAAACUCCCAUCAGUCAUCCCUCACAGAAGAAAAUGUUUUCAGUCUCUGUGAAGUUUUUACUGAUGCUGCAGUUAUAUUUUAUGUAGCUGAAGCAACAUGGGAGACUGAGGUUAAGACAGAUAUUAAAGGAACAUGUCAUCAGUUUUAGAUAUAUACUUAUUUGUUUUCUGUCAGUGAGUUAGAUGAGAAGACCAAAGCCACUCUGCUCAUGUAAUCCAGGGGCCAAGAUACAGGCAUCUUAUUUUUGCAACUCAGUUUUUGAAAGUACGAAGGUAGUGUGAUUCACUGGAUGCAGAUUACAGAUGUAGGUUUGUCAUCAGAUGCACAGUGUGUGUGGCUUUCUUCCCUCCCUCUAUGUAAGUCUUAACAUUUUUAAAAUCCCAGCAGCAACCUGCCAAAAAGAAAAUGUAAAGUUUUUCCAAAGAUUUGGAUCAUGCAGUAAAGCAGGCCUACUAUUUUACCCCCCCAUGAGUUUUCCAUUUUAAUGGCAGUGCUUAUCUCCCUGUAUGCAAAUGUAUCACAAAAACAAAUCCCACGUCGUGAUUUUGAGUGAACACCAGUGAUUCAUCCUGUUUUUAGCAUCACCCAAAGUGAUCAGGAUUUCUCUGAACACAUUUUCACCCUAUGGCAGAAUAGUAACGAGGUGCAGUCAGACCGUUCUACACAGUGCUGUGUCAGUGCUACAGAACCGUCUGGCUCCGCAAGACGAGGCUUAAAGCAAUAAGAUAUGUGUAGUUGGUGCACUAUAGAUAUACGUUUUGUUACCUCUGGACUAACCCUGGCUAGCCAUUUCCCCCUGCUCCCAGUCUUUUUGCUAAACUAAGCUGACCAGCUUCACAUAUACCUUCCUUUUUAAAGUCAUCAUCCUUCUAUCCUGUUAUCCUUGAGAUGGAUGCUGAGAAAGCACCCACAUUUUGGCUACAUUAUUCCCUCUACAUGAAAAGCUAGAUAACAUAUUAAAAAAAAAUACAUACCAUCUUCCAGUUACCUCGUUAUACCAGUCACCUUAAUAAACGGGGAUCAUCUGACAUUAUCUGCUAAAUUUUUCACAAUUUCCAAAGUGUAUGCACGGACACACAUAAUACAGUUGUCUGCAGAGAACUCAUGGAAACUAUUUUUUUCAGAUGAGCUGCAGCUUCAAAGAGUGACCAAAGCCAUCAUUCAGAGAGACAGAGUACUUUAUAGCACUUUGUAUUAUAUUCUGUCGUUUCCAUUACAUGCAUUAUAUUCAUUUGUGUUAUUAAAUUAGUACAUGAAACUUUGUGGCUAACUGCUGUCAAUUCCUCUGGGGCCUCCCUUCACGGAUAUCCUCUCCCAUAAAUCACUGUCAGACGCACUAAGAGGCUCUUUAGCUGAUCUAUUAGUGCCCUGGUCAGUUCAGUGAAAUGAGGAGGGGGCGCAGAGAGAGAGAGGAUGUGAAAAUCUGCAGCACGAGUGUGAGAGAGCGAAAGAGAAAGACAGCGAAGUACACAAACGUCUUAAAUGAAAAUCUUGGAGUAAAGCCGAGAUUUAAACGGAGAAAAUGAGAGUCAUAAUUUCCUUUUGGAUUAUCCGUUCUAAAAACAGGAAUCACAUUAGUCCAUUAGUCAGUAACAUCUCCUGCUGUGCAAUAUCACCAAGAAAUGUACUAAUAAUGGCCCAUUUGUAAACCUCAAGCCACACACACAUUUACCCCACAGCUGCCCUUUCUCAGAACACACACACACAUCAGUAUUAACUGUGCCCGUACACCAUUAAGAGACUUCAGCACUUUUAUUUGUCAAGAAAAGGCCGGUUGUGAUUGUAUGAACAUGACAUGACAAAGAGAAAUACUCCAAAAAUCUUAAGCAAUAAAAGGGGAAGGAGGAUUUAUUCAGCUUUAUUAUUUUGCAGCUGACAAACAGGAGGUUACAGAUUAUUGUAGUCAAGCUGCUGUAACAUGUCUUGUAAAAUGAAACUGCUUACAAUAAAAUUACAUUUUUUUU
Messenger RNA from Stegastes partitus (bicolor damselfish), 5612 nucleotides. Its product is annotated as dentin sialophosphoprotein. NCBI's taxonomy places the organism in Eukaryota, Metazoa, Chordata, Actinopteri, Pomacentridae. The coding region runs from base 799 to 2823 and encodes 674 amino acids. The transcript has 7 exons. The record is from RefSeq and is a predicted model, not a curated record.